Molecule: messenger RNA, 2193 nt
Organism: Pararge aegeria (speckled wood butterfly)
Lineage: Eukaryota; Metazoa; Arthropoda; Insecta; Lepidoptera; Nymphalidae
Product: ornithine decarboxylase 1-like
Exons: 12
Coding region: 655-2040 (461 amino acids)
Cellular component (GO): cytoplasm
Molecular function (GO): ornithine decarboxylase activity
Source: RefSeq, a predicted model, not a curated record
UCAUUCCCAAUUCGUUCCUUUUGUGACAUAUUUGCGAAACGUCCACAGCGUUUCCUAGUGGAAAUUAUUCUAAAAAAUCACAUUAGGGCAUGGUCGAUAAAGUUUUCCAGUCGAAAAACCGCGAUUUAAAAUCUCUCACCGUGAUUGAGUUUUUUCGUGCCAAGUGCAACUAAACUAUCAAGAUUCCGCCGAUAAUUCAAAGCCUACCCAGUGGGUGGCUUAAUUUGGGAGCACCGGGUGAGUCCGGCGCAGCUUGCACUGCCGGGCGUCACGCGCGCGCUAGCCCGUCCCCCACGCCCCGCCCGCGCCCCGCGCCGCGCUGCUGGCGCCGCGCGCUCAACGUCGACCCACCCUGGCUGCGGCGCGCGCCUGCUCGCUGACACACCUCUCACUCGAUCACCUGACACUUGUGGACUAGCGCUAUCGGGCCUCCGACACCGGGCUCCGAGACCACCUGACCCCGCCCCCCUCCGCACCGCCGCACGCUCCCCCUCUUGCAGCAUAGCCGACUGACUCGGCCUCGGCCCCUGCCGAGGCUCCGGGCCCGUCGGAGGACUUCAAGCCAGCCACCCGACUAACUUAGCCGCUCAGCCGAGCCGAGCAAGGUCAGGAACUUAACAAGUGGACUCGACGUCCGUCAAGAUCCCAGGCACAAUGAAGGUUGUGGAAGAGGAGCAGCACGUGGUCGUGAUGGAGGGCCCCUGGAGCCCCGUCAAUAUUAUCCGGGACAUCGUGGACGAGGGCACCCAAGAGGACCCCUUCUACGUCAUGGACCUGGGAGAGGUGGUAGCGCGCUUCCGUGAGUGGAAGGAGCUGAUGCCCCGUGUUGAGCCGUUCUAUGCUGUGAAGUGCAACGAUGAUAAGUUGAUGGUGAGCACGUUGGCUGCGUUGGGCGCUGGUUUCGACUGCGCCUCCAAGGCGGAGAUACAGCUUGUAACAUCCAUCGGAGUAAGACCAGACCGUAUAAUCUUCGCCAACCCCGCCAAGCCGGCGUCGCACAUCCGCUGGGCGAGCGCGGCCGGGGUCACCACAAUGACAUUUGACUCCGAGACAGAACUCAUGAAGAUCAAGCAAUACAUGCCGCACGCUCAACUGGUCGUGCGCAUCCGCUGCGACGCAACAUCCGCGCAGUGCCCGCUCGGCAUCAAGUUCGGCUGCGACCCCGUCAGCGAAGCGCCGCGCCUCCUCAAACUGGCCGCCGUUAUGGGACUGAACGUGGUAGGUGUUUCCUUCCACGUGGGGUCGGGCGCGCAAGAGACCGGCGUGUACGCACGCGCCAUACAGUUUGCGCGUGGGCUGUUCGACCUAGGCGACGCAGCGGGGCACACUAUGUAUCUGCUGGACAUCGGUGGCGGGUUCCCGGGGAACAGUGGCACAUCCAUAGUCGAGGUGUCGCAGGUGAUCAACGCAGCCCUAGAGCUGCAUUUCCCGUCGCGGUCCGUGCGCGUGAUCGCCGAGCCGGGCCGGUACUUCGCGGCCGCGGCCUACACCCUUGCGGCCAUGGUGCACGCCACCAGGCAGCUGCCCGCGAAGGACGGUGAGAGCGCGGAGGAAGCGCACACCAUGUACUUCAUCAACGACGGUGUGUACGGCUCCUUCAACUGCGUGCUCUACGACCACCAGCAGGUGCACGCGACGCCGCUCGAGGAAUCAUCAGAGCGUGCUCAGCAAUGCUCGAUCUGGGGCCCAUCGUGCGACGGUUUGGACUGCGUGCUCCCAACUUACUCGCUUCCCCCGCAACGCACGGGCAACUGGCUAGUGUUCAAGGACAUGGGCGCAUACACCAUUCCCGUUGCGUCCCCCUUCAACGGUUUCCCCACUCCGAAGGUCAGGGCUGUCGUUGAUAAGCAUUUGUGGACUAUGCUGAAGGAACUCUGGCCGCUCACUGAGGCCAACUUCGUGUUCGGCCGCGUCACGUCCCCACAGUCUCCGCUCCCGUCCCCGGAUUGCGACUCCCCCUCCCCCUCAUCGCCCCCGCUGUCCCCCGCGUCCCCGCCGCAAGCCCACCACGCGGUGUUCGUAGAGUGCGCGCUUAAGUGACCGUACGAGAUAUUCUUCCUGCAACACGCAGAAAUGGAGGGGCGAAGUCGUUAGACAUUUUUUUAUUUUUUAUUUUGAAAGGGUUUUUAUUUUUAUCAACAGUUUAUAGCACAAUUUUUGUACACCCAUAAUAUACGUUGUUUUCAUUCACUA